AUGUCCUGGUCUUUGAGCGGCUUUUUAUUUGCGGGAGCAGACAGUUUUAGCGUUUGCAAGGUUUUCCCCGAAGUGAAGUCAAUCACUGUGUUUUUCACCAGUUUUCUCAUCUUGUUCAGGUCUUUGGCAAAAGUCUGGUUCGAACGCGCUGAAAGGUUGAUUUCCAUCAGUUUUGUCAAAGUCAGCAAAUCCAGCUUCCCUGAAUAUCCGUCGUUCUUGCCUCCUCCUGUCUUGAGCUUGUAUGCUUUUUGGAACUGGAUCAGUGCUACGCGAAACUUCUCGUGGUCCAAAGGAUCUUUUGGAACGUUGAUGUUGUUACCGGCCAUUUCCAAGAUGGAUUUGACAACCAGUGUAAAACCAAGAAUCGACAGAAUGGACGAAGAAAAAGAGGCUCCUGUUGGAAACCGCAAUUUCUCUUGGCAUUCGGGCAACUGGUCGAUGAGUUUCCACCAGUUUGUGAUAGCCUCUUCGGUCUUUUCGCAAAACAAACCGUCACAUAGAUUGGCAUCGAUCAGAUCGUAG
Molecule: messenger RNA, 522 nt
Organism: Ogataea philodendri
Lineage: Eukaryota; Fungi; Ascomycota; Pichiomycetes; Pichiales; Pichiaceae
Exons: 1
Coding region: 1-522 (173 amino acids)
Source: RefSeq, a predicted model, not a curated record